Molecule: messenger RNA, 979 nt
Organism: Tigriopus californicus
Lineage: Eukaryota; Metazoa; Arthropoda; Copepoda; Harpacticoida; Harpacticidae
Biological process (GO): regulation of DNA-templated transcription
Molecular function (GO): transcription coregulator activity
Source: RefSeq, a predicted model, not a curated record
CACUCUAAGGAUUGCCCUAGUUUUUGACUUUCCCCGUGUCGUUGGCCUCCAUGUAGCUCUGGCACAGCACAGGCAGCCUCGGCGAUUCCUAACAGCCUCGAAAGUUCAUUGAACGCAUCCAAAACAGAAAGGGUCGAGGCCAAAGUUACACACAGGGAAAGUUCACCACAAACAGAGGGAGAGCGGCGCCUGAUUAUCUUCAUUCAGUCACAACCAUUUCAACGCUUCGUUGGUCAACGCGAGUGGAGGGUGGAUCACUAACUCGCUCACUCCCAAUCAGAAUGGGUGGAUAUCCCGGGAUCAAUUUGGCCAGCCAUCGGCGAGACGACCGACAUUAUGAUCGGAAGCGACGGGAGCUCCGCAGACAUCUGCCCGCCCUCAAGCAAUAUUUGGGGAAAUUGACUGAUCAAGGUGAGACGGAAAACGUUCGGUUUCAAUGCUCCAUUGUGGAGGCGGUGUGGCGAUCUCAGGGGUUUCGAAUGGCUGUGAGUAAAAAGUUGAUGGACACUCUCCAGAGUUGCGGGCAUACCGUGCCCGCCAAUGGCGGCUAUUUCGAAGAGAACAUCUUCAAGCGGGCCAAAACCAAGGAGAGCUACUUGGAAUUGGCGGCCCGAGUCAUUCUCUACAUUCGUGAGCAGCACACCAAAGCCGAGAUCAACCUUAAGAUGCAACACCUCAAGGACACGCUGACCCAACGGGCGGCUCAGAAAAGAGCCGCCACCGGGGCCCAAGGGAGGAGGGAGGCAGAUGAAGGACACUCCGCCAGUAAAAAAUUGAAAGUUAUAGACGCACCCGCCGAAUCGCUGCCAGCAACCCAAUCGAGGCAUUCCAGAGAAGCCGAUAAUCAUCAUCGUUCUCCACCUCCUACCAAACCUCUAUUGUCAUUCAAGAACAGCAACGAGGACAUCCAAUCUUGAUGUAUUCAUACGACUGAUUUAUUAAAAAUGCAAUAAAAAAGCAAUUCUCAAAGAAUGAAGAA